UAUGACCCGCACGAGGACCCGUAGCUAUAAUACAAAGACUGGGCUAACUUGGUUUUGCUAGUGAUACUGGUAGAAUGUUCGCGGAGCUGAGCGGUAUACUGGGCGCCAGUACUGACCGAGUAGAGCGGGGUAAAUUUACUCUGAUCUGUGACUGUAAAACUGAUGGGAGCUUCUUGGUACAUCACUUCCUGUCUUAUUACCUUAAAGCUGGCUGUAAAGUCUGUUUUGUGGCUCUCGUCCAGUCAUUCAGUCACUACAACAUUGUUGCACAGAAGCUGGGAGUGAAUUUGGUUGCUGCAAAAGAUGAAGGACAGUUGGUGUUCCUGGAGGGGCUGAGAUCCUACACAGACUUGUUGUUUAGCGAACGGAAGGAAGCAGAGCGACCAAACCCUCUCCACUGUCUGAGGAAGGAAGGAUUAGACUUGAAGCCUCUGUAUGAAUUUGUGAGCACAGCAUUGGCUCCAUCUGCUGGGGAGUCAUGGAAAUGCCCCGUACUGAUACUGGAUGAUGUUAGUGUGCUCCUCAGCCUGGGAGUGGGUGCUCCGCUGGUGCUGGACUUUAUGCAUUAUUGCCGGGCUACUGUAUGCAGCCAGUAUGAGGGGAACUUGAUGUGUCUGGUCCACUCUGAUGAGGAGUCUGAAGAUGAGGAAAAUGACCUGGUCAGGAGGACACUGCAGCAUCAGAGCAACAUGAUCCUGGAGGCGGAGGGCCUGACUACUGGCUUCUGCAAAGAUGUUCAUGGGCAGCUUAAGAUUACCCGGCGGGCACCACCUCAUGGCAAAGGCGAGAGAGACCAAUGCGCAAUAUACCAGUUUAAAAUACAGGACAAAAAUGUAACUUUUUUUGCUAGAGGGCUGUCUUCAGCUGUACUCUAACCAAUGGACUUCUGCUCUUGCUGGCAGCCAUUAGUGGUUGUGUUCUCUGCCGCCCAUGGAUGCACUAACUGAUCAGCUAGGCGCUACCUAUGGACACGAUUAAAGCUGGAGCAUUGCUGGAAACGACUAAUAGAUAAGCAGGGCUCUUGUCUACACGCAUUAACUAUUAGACUAAUUACACUUCCUGAUAUUUAUCAGAAAUACAAGAUUAAAACUAUUUAUAUCAACAAAUUGGCUGCUGAAGUUCUGCAGUUCAUUGUAGCAUGUUGCAGCCUUCUGUUAUCCAAAUAGUUAAAAAAUAGAAACUAUAUUUUUACUUUAGUUUUUCUGCUUUCAAAUUCUUUAUUUCUUUUUUCACAUAUUAGGCACAGAGGGUACUGGUUCUACAACACAAGUCUGAUUCUUUAUCCAGUUUGCUUAAUGUAACCAAAACAAUAAAUGUGCUUAGAUUUCUUUUUUA
Messenger RNA from Bombina bombina (fire-bellied toad), 1335 nucleotides. It is a transcript of the gene ELP6, whose product is annotated as elongator acetyltransferase complex subunit 6. The record is from RefSeq and is a predicted model, not a curated record. Gene Ontology annotation, cellular component: elongator holoenzyme complex. The transcript has 7 exons. NCBI's taxonomy places the organism in Eukaryota, Metazoa, Chordata, Amphibia, Anura, Bombinatoridae. Gene Ontology annotation, biological process: tRNA wobble uridine modification. Bases 75 to 875 code for a protein of 266 amino acids.